CAGUAGCGCUCGUCGCGGUCUCCUGUUCGGCUUCGAACAGCCGUACAUUCCCCGAGAUCGCCCAAAUCAUACCUCGACCGUGUCGUGUCCUCCACGUGCCGUCCGCGUCACGUGUCUCAGAAAUUACGGCGUCGCGGGAGAGACGGGAUUUUUCCCGAUACGGAGUACUCUCGGAAAUCGAUCACGUGCGUGAUAAUUUGUGCCGCUGAAACGGAAUUGUUCGAAUUUCGGUGGAACUAUCAGAAAAAUACGUCUCACAUCUGCGGAAACUUUCGCUCGCAAUACGAAGGAUCCUCAUAGAUUCUCACAUAGACACAAUUGAAUAUCCGGUGAAGAUUAAAUGUUCCGAAGCGAUUAACGAGACUUCCAUCGGAAUUGUGAAAAAUCCCGAAAAGAAACGCAAAAGGAAUCUCGAAAAAGCUCGGGAGAGAAAGUGAUGAGAACGCGAGUUCUCUCGCGGAUACGACAUCGCGCGUCGUUAUUCGUGGAGAUAUUUUUAAAACUUAAAAUUAUCUUCUAACAGUGUUGCUUUUUUUUUUAUGAUGAGCGGGUAAACCGAAUUAGAGGGGUUUUGCUCGAAACAACGAGUGCACUCGACCUCCUCAAUUUUCGGCGCAUUUAAAUUCUUUUCCGCGCCACGUUGAUCCGGUUUGCACGCGCGAUUGCGGGCGCGCUUCGUGUGGGCGUGAGAAAAUCGGCCGGACCGACCGCCGACUGGCACGGAUACGGACAUUAUAGCCCAUCAGAGUGAGAGAGAAAGAGAGAGAGAGAGUCCGGACUCGUGGCGCGCGGUCCCCGAUACGAAGGUUCUUCCUAUGCGAGCGACUCGGCCGACUGCUCGCCGCACGAAAAAUUACGGGAGACUCUCUUUCUCGUUUGCGAGACAGCGCAGGUUGACAGUGCUGUAACUUUAUCACGUCUCUGGGAAUCGUGAUUUUUUUUUUCGUAUGCAGAGGUUGACGUCGAUCGUGAAUUCUGGACUCGGCCAACGAGGCAGAUGAACGUAGCACCGGAAAGUAGCAUGGAGAGCGACAAGUAUUAUCGGCGCGUUGCAGCAAUAGGUAGGAGGCCGGUCGCGCGAUUUUCCCCGAUGAUGGAAAAUAAUUCGAGGAAUAUCCUCGCGAGUGGCCAGCUGACGAGUGGGAAUCUCUCGAGGAACCUGCGCGUUACGUGACUCUUUCCCUUUCGGGAACGAUGCGAUCGCUCGUGAGACUCGAAACGACGAAGGGCGCGCAGUGAGCAAGCGCGUGUUACCGAUUAUGCGAAUCCUUUACCCGGCUUGCCCGAGUUCACGACGUCCGCUGCGUGGGUAUUCCGCGAGUGCGAACGCUGGUGGCCGCUGGUGGGGUGAGUAAUAAUCUCGGGGGAAAAAGUGUGAAAGAAACGUGCGCGCGCGAGGAGGCACGUGGGAACGCGAAUUUGGGACUUUGCCCGGGACGCAAGUUUUACGCCUGCGACACUCCGGUGGCCUGGCGACAGCUCUCUUUCUCGGCCGUGGCCGAGCCUCUCACUGCUCUUGUUCGCUGACAUAUGUACGCUAUGAUCUCAAACAAGAUGAUGCAUCGACAGCAGAAUACCCAGUCAUCAUCCAACGACGAGUUCGCGAUGUAUCCAUCGGCCGCGUAUCACUCCUCGUGUUCGACCCUGCUGUCGUCGACGUCUACGUCGCCAUCGUCGUCGUCGUCGUCGUCGUCGAGGUCGUCGCACGCGGGCUCGUCCUGCCCCUUACUAGUGUCCGUCCUCACGUGGUCGCUGACGCUACUGCUGAUCUCGUCCUGCAUCGACCUGGGCGCGGACGCCGCCAGCCUCAGCGGCCAUCCCCUGGGCAAAAGGUCGUUCUUCGACAUCCAGUGCAAGGGCGUGUACGACAAGAGCAUCUUCGCCCGUCUGGACCGCAUCUGCGAGGACUGCUACAACCUCUUCCGGGAACCGCAAUUGCACAUGCUUUGCAAGAAGGAAUGUUUCACCACGGACUACUUCAAAGGAUGCUUAGACGUCCUGCUACUGUCGGACGAGGUCGGAAAGAUCCAAAUGUGGAUCAAGCAACUCCACGGAGCUGAUCCCGGGGUUUAGGUAGCCUUUUCUUUUUAGUUUAUGAUUUUUCCCUUUUUAUGCGCCCCCUUUUUGUGUUCUUUCCGCUUUUCGCAAAUAUAAAGAACUAACUGUGUCCGCUUGCACUUCCAUUAUCCUUCCUCGUCUGCUCUCGUCCCGAUAUAUACCUACACAUUUUCACACACCCGUCGGAAACACUUAGAACUCCGAUUUGUCCGCGCAAUUUUUGCGUAUGUCGAAUACACGUAAAAUAUCUUGUAAUAAUAUUUGUAAAGCUAAGUCCGCGGGAAACGCGACGCGUCUCCGAUUACCACGAUGCGAGUAAUGACGAGCGUCACAAAAAUCGUGAAUACAUUAAUAAUUAAGACGAUCGAGUUGUGCUUCAUCAAUCGCAGCGGUGUUUGGAUCGGAGUACCACAUGCAAAUGCUUCAAAAACUGAUGAUAAGUGACAACGAUCUAAUAAGAACGUAUAUAUAUUAAAUAACGUGCUCGAAGAUUUAAAUAGUAGAUCGCAUUAUCGAAUGUAUUAACAGUUUCGCGUAGGAGAGGUUGAAGUUGUGAAUAGGAAAUAGAUAUCGCGAUAUCGCGGGUUGACUGAUUGUUCUACUUAUACCUUAUUUUAAUACAUUUGUUAUUCCCCUCGUCAUUAUAUUUUCGUUGCAUUUUGUGACACCAUCCCCUGGACGAAUAUCCACGCGUAUUAUAGUAUCUUCGCACCGAGAUAAUGAGUAUGAGACAUUAGGCAAGACUGCUUCAGCACAGAAUACUUCAGGAGCUGCACCCAAGCGCUGCUGCUUGAGGACGAGAAGGAAAUGUUGGAGGAGAUGAU
Molecule: messenger RNA, 2882 nt
Organism: Wasmannia auropunctata (little fire ant)
Lineage: Eukaryota; Metazoa; Arthropoda; Insecta; Hymenoptera; Formicidae
Gene: ITP
Product: ion transport peptide-like
Exons: 4
Coding region: 1531-2073 (180 amino acids)
Biological process (GO): circadian rhythm
Cellular component (GO): extracellular region
Molecular function (GO): neuropeptide hormone activity
Source: RefSeq, a predicted model, not a curated record